This is a messenger RNA of Rotaria sp. Silwood2, 1881 nucleotides long. The record is from the annotation of a GenBank genome assembly. NCBI's taxonomy places the organism in Eukaryota, Metazoa, Rotifera, Eurotatoria, Philodinida, Philodinidae.
AUGUUAUUUUUUAUACUUAUAAUUCAUUUAAUAAUAAUUCUCAUUAUUCAAAUUUGUCAAGGACUUACACGUCCAUUAGUAAUUGGUCAUCGUGGUUCAGCCUAUUUACCUGAACUUACAUUAGAAUCACAGUCAAUGGCACAUGCUUUAAAAGCUGAUAUGAUUGAAAUUGAUGUUUGUCUUAGUCGAGAUAAUCAAUUAAUUGUCACUCAUGAUCUUUAUUUAAAUGCAAUAAGUAAUGUUGACGAUAUAUUUCCGAAUCGAAAUCGUUCAGAUGGUUAUCAUUAUGUUAUCGAUUUUGAUCUUAAUGAAUUACUUCGUUUAACUAUUCACGAGCGUACUUUACCAUUUAUUAAUAUUCAAGUUUAUCCAUCUCGUUUUCCGGCGUCGUCAGCAGUACCAUUUCAUCUGUCAACACUUAAUGAAACCGUUGAGUUAUUAUUUGGUCUUAGUCAUUCUACAAAUCGGCAAUAUCAAUUACUUAUUGAAAUAAAAAAUCCUGAAUAUCAUACACAAUACAAUAGAUCUAUUUCAUCAAUUCUACUUUCAACAUUAAAUGCUUAUAAUCUAACUGAAUUUGACGAUCCAAUUGUAAUUCAAACAUUUCAUAUAGAAGAAUUAAUUUAUAUUCGCAAGAAUCUGGGAAGUAAAUUACGUUUGAUUGCUUUAUUAACAUGGAAUCGUUUAAAUGAAUCUUCGAGUGAUUAUGAUUUCUAUCGAAGUGAACAAGGCUUACAAAAUCUAUCAACCAUUGUUCAAGGUAUUGCACCAAAUAUGGAAUUAUUGGUUAAUUUUGCCGUAGAUGAAUCAAUUAUUAAUGUAACAAAUUUGACUUUAUUGGCUCAUAAAUAUAAUCUUGCUGUUUAUCCAUGGACAUUUCGGCUGAUGACAAUUAUUUCCAGUGAAUCAAACAUAAAUGAAUCAAGCAUAACAGAAACAAUAAUUGACAUAUAUUCGGAAAAUAUAACUAUUAAAUGGGAAAUUUUUCAUAUAAACAAAUGUGGAAAAAAUAGGACAAUAAAUGUAUCACUAUUCAACUGUGUAUCAAAUGAAAAUUAUCUAAAUUUUACUGAUAUGUCUUGUCUACAAAAUAAAACACUCACUUUCGAUGAAGCAACAUGUUCAGUAACUACAUUUCAAUCAAUACUGUUGACUACUGAAGGAAUAAAAACAACAACAAAAUCAACAACCAGAUCUCCACCAGGACCAUUCGAAUGUGAAAAUAAAAAUUAUAUUGGUAAUAAUUGUAGUAUACCAAAUGAUAUUUGUCAAAUUUUGCAACCAUGUGAGAAUCAAGGAAUUUGUUGUUUCAAUGAAACUCUUUCAUUACCAUAUAUCUGUAAAUGUCCAUUGGGAUAUUCAGGUUAUAAUUGUGAACAUGAUAAUAGAAUAUGUAAAAAUAAUACAUGUUGGCAUGAUGGAGUUUGUGUUGAAAUGAAUGGAACUGUGUCUAUUAAUAAUCAAACAACAUUUAAAUGUAUAUGUGAACAUGGUUAUGAUGGAUCACACUGUGAAUUAAUAAGUGAUAUGUGUAUUAAUAUAACCUGCCAAAAUAAAGGUAUUUGUUUUCCAUCUCAUCUAUCAUGGACAUGUCUUUGUCUUGAUCCUGAACUUUAUUCGGGAAGCUAUUGUGAACACAAAAGUUCAUCAUUAGUAGUAAAACAAGUAUUAAGUAAAUCAUUUGCAUCAAUAGCUAUUGUAGCUAUUAUUGCUGUUUUUUUAUUUGUUAUUAUAAUGGAUAUAUUGAAAUAUGUAUUUAAAAUUGAUCCAGUUGACCGUGAACGACGAUUAAUGGAAUUAGAACAAAAGAAAAAACAUUUAAAUAAAAAUAGAAAAAAGCGACGUAAAAAAAAUCCUAUAAGAUUUUUUUAUAUAUCUUAA